AAUAAUUCCACGUUAUAAUCGAAUCGUGACAUAAUGUACCGUAAUAUUGCAAUAAUAACAAUAAUUUUGGCAAUAUUUUGCUUAUAUGUUAUUGCACUAGAUUGCUAUAAAUGUCGUUCUGAUAUUGAUAAGAAAUGUGCUGUUUCACCUGGUAAAGAUUUAGAAGUUAUUGAAUGUCCAAAAGAUGAUAAAUGUGUUGUUGGAAUUUUUGAUAAAAUAACACAUCGUACAUGUUUAUCAAAACUGCGACGUGAUUGUAAUGGACCAUUAUGUUAUACAUGUAAUACAAAUUUAUGUAAUGGUGAAAUAUUUCCAAAAGAUCGUUGGACAUGUUAUCAAUGUUCUGGAUCAGCAUGUUUAAAUGUAACAAAAAGUAAAUUUACACCAUUACCAUGUCCAUUAUAUGUUGAAAAUGAUCGUUGUUUUACUGAUAUCAUUUCAAUUCAUCAUAUUAUUAGAGGUUGUGUAUCUGGUGAAGAGAAACUUUGUCCAAAUAUAUGCUUAAAAUGUGAUACAAAAGGAUGUAAUAAUGAACAAGGUGUUUUUGAAUCAAAAUGUCAAUCAUGUUCAUGGAUGCCCGGUGAAUCAAUGUAUCCAAAAGAUUUUGAUUGUAAAAGAAUGCAAAAAUAUAAUUCUACAACUGGUACUAAUCAAUGUUUAGUUGAACGUGAUAAUGAAAAUAAAACAUGUAUACAAAAAGUAUUAUUGGGACAUAAAGAAAAAUGUUAUACACAUUGGAAUCCACAUGUUAAUGUUGUUGUAAGAGGUUGUUCAACAACAAUGGGACAUUAUCCAUCUGGAAAAUUAUGGGAAUGUUAUGGUGAUAAUUGUAACAGUGAUUGUAUUACAAUGAAAUGUAAUCAAUGUGAUUCUGAUACAAAUCCAAAUUGUCGUAAUAAUACUAGAUAUUUACAUGAAAAAGAUUGUCCAGAUGAUAAUUAUGCAUGUUAUUCAUGCGAGGAUAAAAAUAGAAAACUUACAAGAGGUUGCGGUUUUCAAGCCACAACAACCGAUAAACAAUGUUAUAAUUGUUAUGAUGAUGAAGGUUGUAAUAAAGAGAAUGUAAGAACAUGUUUUAAAUGUACAUCAACACAAGAUCCAAAUUGUGCUAGAUGGAUUGAUUUAAGAAAUAUUGAUAGAGAAAAAUGUGAUAAUCCUUAUGAAAAAUGUGUUAUAACAAAAACAUCACAAUAUACGGUACGUGGUUGUGAGAAUAAAGUAAAAGAAUGUACUGAAGGUGAUCCAAAUUGUCGUCGGUGUGAAGGUUCACUUUGUAAUGUAGGUGAAUACAAUUAGAACGGAACUAAGAGCAUGAGCUGGCUUUGAACUUUCCAUGUUUUGUAAAUAAUAAACAAAAAAAAAAAUAAUAAAAUGUUAAUAAACUAUUGGGAUUAAAUAAGCGUUUAAUAAAGUA
This is a messenger RNA of Condylostylus longicornis, 1414 nucleotides long. RefSeq lists its product as uncharacterized. The coding region runs from base 34 to 1296 and encodes 420 amino acids. The record is from RefSeq and is a predicted model, not a curated record. The transcript is spliced from 4 exons. NCBI's taxonomy places the organism in Eukaryota, Metazoa, Arthropoda, Insecta, Diptera, Dolichopodidae.